AUGGCGGCCUCUCACGCGCCGCCGGCCUCCGUCGCCGCCGCGACGGACGGGGGCAUCGAGGAAAACGCGAUGGCAAUCCUGGAUUCCUCCGGCAUCAAGGACUCCCGCGACCUCCACGACGACCGAGUCGCCUUCUUGGAGGCCGUGCGCUCCGCCUGCCUCGCCGCCGACAACCCAUCGGCCCCAUCGUGGAGAAUGUACAAUGGUGUUUUCCAGAUUCUUCGAAACAGUAGCUCUCUGGAGCUUGCUGUGGCAAGUUUCCAUCUCUUAACAGAAUUGGGCAAGCAAUAUCCAAGAACAUAUGUGACAGAUUCUAGUGGACACCAAUCUUUGAUGGUAGUUAAAGAGUGCUGGUUACCUUUUCUCCUUGGCAAUGGUGCUGUUAGUAGUGAGAUUGGGGGAAACGUGAGGAGCUCAGAUCACCUAUUUGAUCCUUCAAGAUUCUCGUUGCUGAUUGAGGCUAUUGUGGAACCAACAAAUGCCACGGAUGAUGAUAAUGGAAUUAAGGCUAUCAAGAAUAUGAUGCUGUUCCAGUAUCUUGUCAACACACUUGAAGCAGAUUUUGUGCCUCGCCAUAUUGCAUACAAAGAGUCACUAGACUGGGUGAUUUUCAGAGAGUCUCUCUUAAAUAUGCUUCUGGGAUCACGAAAGCUCAUGUUCAAAUCUUUCGUGAAGAACUGCAUGUUUAUUCUACUCAACCAGUAUCACCCUGAAGCUAAAGAUGAAGUUGAAGACAUCGUACCUUCUGAAAGAAAAGCUAAAUCAGCAUCUGAUCACGAUUUCUCCCUAAACUAUUCAUCCUUUGAGUCAGAAAGGACACUCGUAUCUCUCAGGAAAUUAUUUGUGAUGGUUAUGAAACUUGACUUGAUCAGGAAAGAAGCAGACACAUUAGGGCUAACUUCAAGAGCUGACGGGUUCAGAAACCCUAUCAUGGAAAUUAUUUUGGAUGAGCUAACCUACAACAGCAGUUAUUUAUCCCCAUUUCUCUUGGCCUUUGUGGAAGGGAAGUGGAAAUUGGAGAUUAUUCUGCAGUACUUUUCAAAAUAUUGUGGCAAGGGCCCAGUCCGUACUCGAAGGAGGUCUGAUAAUUCACAAGAAGAUUUGAAACUGGAAAGUGUUCUGAGUUUCUUUUUGACAGCCACAAGCGCAAAUGCUAUUGUCAAAAAGAUGGGUGCCGAAAUUGCUCAGCUUCUCUUAACACAUGCUUACCAGGUGUGCCUUUCUGUUCAAGAUGUCACUAGCAAUUCUACUGCUACCUCCGAAAAAAUUGGAGCUACUCUCCAAGAGAUAUCUUCCAACUUCAUAUCUGCUUUUCAAAAUAUCAGAAAAGCUAGCCCGAAUAUCCGGAUAUCACCAUUCGAGAAAGAAGCUCUGUUUACUGCUGCAACGUUGAUUAGAAAAUUGAAGAGCGAAGAAAGAUAG
This is a messenger RNA of Miscanthus lutarioriparius, 1422 nucleotides long. The record is from the annotation of a GenBank genome assembly. NCBI's taxonomy places the organism in Eukaryota, Viridiplantae, Streptophyta, Magnoliopsida, Poales, Poaceae.